AUGGCUGCUGCCCAAGCAGUUCUGGUUUUGAUCGUGCACGAGGUCAAAGGAACUCCGGUCAAGGUCUCUCAACCUAGUCGCAAGACUACCAUCGUCAUAGUUCCUUGGGGAAAGCGCCUGAAUCCUCAGAUGAUUUCAUCAGUUCCACCUCCACCACCUCCCGAGCUGUCCAUCUCCCCUUCAAGAGUGUACUUUGCCAGAGGAGAGUGGGUCCAGUUGAUAUGCUCCCUCCCAGAAGGGCAGAGGGCAGUGGCGUUCUUUUUCUUUGAGAAGCCGGCAGAUGAUCCUCAGAUGAUUUCAUCAGUUCCACCUCCACCACCUCCCGAGCUGUCCAUCUCCCCUUCAAGAGUUUAUUUUGCCAGAGGAGAGUGGGUCCAGUUGAAAUGCUCCCUCCCAGAAGGGCAGAGAGCAGGGCAGUUCUUCUUUUAUGAGAAGAAAGCAGAUGGUAAUUGGACCCAGCCUCGGUCACAGAAAAAUAAUACCUUAAAACUCUUGAUUGAAUAUCUGGGGGGAAAGAAAACAUUUACCUGCUCCUACCUGGAAGAAAACUGCUCAGGACAACAGUCUGCACAGAGUAACCAUGUUGAAUUUUCCAUCACUGGGUCCCUGCCACCUGCCAGUCUUUCCCGGGAACCACAGCAACCUGUUUACACCCCAGGAGAAAAGGUUACCCUGAUCUGUUCUGCUCCUGAAGAAAGGGACGUGGCAGGAUACAGAUUCUACAAGGAACAAAAUAGUCAGAGCCUCAAGAACUUGCCAAAUCAAAGGCAGGGCCGCUAUCACGUAUUGCCUGUGAACAACGAGACUGCUGGGGAGUACAGGUGUGAAUACUUGAUGCAGGAGUCAAGACAGGAGUUGCAAUCCCCGCUGAGCAGUCCUGUGUCUCUGUCAAUUACAGACCACCCUCGACCUCCAGUCUUCUCUGUUGGCCCAAAAAAAGAUGUCUACAGAACAGAGGAAUCCAUAAAACUCAGGUGCUCGAUUUCUGAAAGACGUCAUAUAUCAAAGGUCCAGUUUUUCAAGGAUGGGGGACAGCUCAUUGAGGCCCAUUCCUCUCUGAACACCUCUACAUACCCCCUGUCCCUGCUUCCUCAACAUGGUGGAAAUUAUUCCUGCACGUACCACAUUAUGGAAUCCGGACGAGAGAUCCCAUCCGGAGAGAGCAACUUCAUCUGGAUUUCAGUGUUGGCUCUCCCACCACCCAUGAUGCCAAAGUCCUCCACUCCUGCCUGGGCUCUUCCGGGUGCUACCACCACAACCAGUCCUCCGAGAAUGUCAACACCGGUAGCUUUGCCACCAGCCUCUUCUCAGCCUGCUGCCAGCCACACCGUCAGAAUGCACUCAGAACACACGGAACCUCUUGCGUCAAGUACCUUCCAGUCCAGCUUUUCCCAGACCAAUUUGCAUCGUCGCGCCUCGGCCAGCCCCAGUCCCCAGGAUAGCACAAAAUCACCCACCUGCUGUGACAUCACAGACAACAGUGAUCCCAGAUCAACCAGAGAGACAAAAGAUGGCAAUGAAAAAGGCUCUUCUCAACCUGCUCCCAGCCACACCAUCAGAAUGCACUCAGAACACACGGAACCUCUUGAGUCAAGUACCCCCCAGACCAACUCUUCCGGAACUGCAGGUCCUUUUCUUCUCUGGCUGGCCUUUGGAUGUGCCGGAGCAGGAGGCCUCAUCCUAUUGCUGUUUCUCCUCUGCCUUUGCAGGAGGAAGUACAAAGAUAAGAGAGAGAUCUCAGCCAGGACCUACUGGGAAACGCUGGCGUUGCAACAGUCCCUGAGGAGCAAACGGUGUCCAGACCCCGUUGGAGUCGCUAUAAACCUCGAAGAAAGGAACAAGCCUGACUGGUUGCAGCCAAGGAGUGAAGACUGGGGCAGCCUACCUAAAACCAAAAGCCCCAUGUCAAAGCUCAGGCAUCCAUCAAAAGAAAAGAGAGAGGAAGAAACUGAUUCUGGAGCCGAAUUCGAAUUCUCCGAAAUUGAUCCAACAUACACGCUUCUUGGCUUCCCCUGCUCCACGUUCUUCUUGGAAAAAAACGACGAGGAAUAAUUAUAUAGCGAACCUGUCGCGUAGCCUCCUUGCCCUUCUGUAUCUUCACACCCAUGCUGGGACAGGACCCCGUCACCAGACAUCCCUCCGGAGCGGAUUAUGAACACCAAAGCAGCAACAGACCUCACCACGAAACAGAAUGUGACACGCUGUUUGAGGAGCCAAUCAGGAUGGGAGGCAGACAAGACAGGCAGAAGAAAGGACUUCUUCCCACAAUGCAUAGUUAAACUGCAGGAUUUGCUCCCACAAGAAGCAGUGAUGGCCACCAAUUGGAUAGCUGUGAAAAAAGGAUUAGAAGAAUUCAUGAGGAUAAGGCUACGAAUGGCUACUAACCCUGAUGGAUGUGUUCUACCUCUGCUGUCAGAAUACCAGUUGCAGGAAACUACUCACGUCCUGCUUGCCGGCUUCCCAUUGGGGCAUCUGGUUGGCCACUGUGAGAACAAGACGCAGGACUAGGGGGGCCUCUGGCUCUUAUGUUCUUAUGAGAGUGGGCCUGUGGAGAUGUGGGCCAUGGAGGCCUGGUCCACUGGGAAAGGCCUCUUGCACAAGCUUACAAUGAAUGGGAACUCUUAGAGGCCCAGUCCUCAGGUGUCCUUCUGCACAAGCUCCAUUGAAAUGAAUGAGAGUGGGGCAUGCACACGCAGUUCUACUGGGUGAGGAAAAUUUCCAUGCAGGUUGCAAUCUCAAGUUACAAGAUCUCAAUGAGGAGAUUCCCCGGCUCUCUCCUAUUCCCUCAUUACUGACAAAGGACUUCCACUUCCACCACCUGUUCAUUCCUAUAAGGUUUGUCCAGGAGAACUUUCUACUGGAUUGUGUCCCAAUUUCAUUAGUGGAUGGGGUGUGAAGGAAUGCCAUUUCUGCCUCCAUAUCAAAAUGCCUUGGCUUAUUGGUCCUGAUUGGAUGGGGUACAAGGAACAUAGUCAGGGCUGGGGUUGCCACGGAAUUUCUUAGCUGCCCUUCACCAUAAGGUCUCAGGCCAGGUUACAACAAUAUAAAAAUAAAAUAUUAAAAUUAGCAUGCAG
Messenger RNA from Rhineura floridana, 3074 nucleotides. RefSeq lists its product as uncharacterized. Bases 1 to 2052 code for a protein of 683 amino acids. The record is from RefSeq and is a predicted model, not a curated record. The transcript is spliced from 13 exons. Lineage: Eukaryota; Metazoa; Chordata; Lepidosauria; Squamata; Rhineuridae.